GGCCCUUAUUUGGUCCUUACUCAUGGAUACAACAUGCUGUGUUUUCAAGGUUUCUUAAGGCCGGACAUACUGCCUCCAUACAAGGCCAGACAUAUCUGGGGUGAGAACAGCGACAGCUGUCCUCAUAAAACAGAAGGCAAAGUGGGGGGAGGGGCCUUCCCUACAAGAGACAACUUUACUCUUUCCAAAAGAAGACAGGUUGCACACGGAAAGCCUGUUGCGCUGCUCUCCGCAGCUCAGGGAGUCUGUGGGAAUCUCUCUGCGACUGUCUGCACAAGCUGGUCUCGCAAAAACGAACGCCGCGUAUUCUCAACACUGAACAAGCACUAACGUAACCAGAGGGGCGGAGGCUAAGCACGCAUGCGCAGGGAGAAGCUAGCAGCGGCGGCGGCGCGCGCAACGGGCGCGCGCACGCGGCGGCAAACGGGCGACGGGAGUGUGCGCUGGCGUGAAGGCCGUGGACCCGGGGUGGCGUGCGCAGGGCGGAAGCGCCCCUGGGUCUCCCGCCUCGACCAUGGCGCACAGGCCUGAAAGGAGUUUCCGGCAGCGCCGAGCCGAUUCCAGUGACAGCGACGGCGGGGAAGAGCAGGCGGCCCAGGGGCCCCAGCGCCCUGCGCAGGAAGGGCCGCUCUCUGGAGGGGGCCGCGCGGCGGUCGUGGAGCGGCCCCUUCGCGCCCGGGGCUCUCGGGGCCGGGGCCGGGCGUGGGCGUGUUCCCGGCGUCCCCGCGCGGACGGCGGCUCGGGCGUCCGAGGUGACGUGGGGCGGCGGGGAGGCGCCCCAGAAUCCAGAACGAUUGAUCUUUCGACAGAUGAAGAGGAUGGAACACAUCAUUCCUCAGAAAGUAAGGAUGAUCAGAAUUCAUCUUCCGACAGCUCUAGCUCUCUGGAAGAAGAAUUUUCAUCAGUAGUACAUAUCCCUGAUGCAGCUUUUAUUCAGGCAGCCCGCAGAAAACGUCAGCUGGCCAGGACCCAAGAUGACUAUAUUCCUUUGAAUGUAAAACAUACCUCCACCAUGACUGGUAUGAAGGAAAACAGUGACGAAGAUCCUGAGAGUGAGCCUGAUGACCAUGAAAAGAGAAUACCAUUUACCCCAAAGCCUCAAACACUUAGACAAAGAAUGGCUGAAGAAACAACAACCAGAAAUGAAGAAACAAGUGAAGAAAGUCAGGAAGAUGAAAAUCCAGAUAUUUGGGAACAGCAGCAAAUGAGGAAAGCAGUUAAAAUCACCGAGGGAGGGAACAUAGAUCUUGCCCACAGCAGUGAAUUUCAAACAGUGAAGAAGUUUGAUACCUCCAUUUUAUUUCCACCAGUAAAUUUAGAAAUUAUAAAGAAGCAGUUAAAUACCAGAUUAACAUUACUACAGGAUACUCACCGCUCACACCUGAGGGAAUAUGAAAAAUAUAUACAAGAUGUCAAGAGCUCAAAGAGUACCAUUCAGAACUUAGAGAAUUCAACAAGUCAAGCUCUAAAUUUUAAAUUCUAUAAAAGCAUGAAAAUUUACGUGGAAAAUUUAAUUGACUGUCUUAAUGAGAAGAUUAUCAACAUCCAAGAAAUAGAGUCAUCCAUGCAUGCACUCCUUUUAAAACAAGCCAUGGCCUUUAUGAAACGCAGGCAAGAUGAAUUAAAACAUGAAUCAACGUAUUUACAACAGUUAUCAUGCAAAGCUGAGACAUCAACAAGUGGAAGCUUGACUACAGAUGAAAAGACUCAGUGGAUUUUACAAGAGAUUGAAUCUCGAAGGGCCCAAAGAAGACAAGCAAGAGCUCUUUCUGGGAAUUGUGAUCAUCAGGAAGGGAUAUCUAGUGAUGAUGAACUCUCGUCAGCAGACAUGAUUGACUUCCAAAAAAGCCACGGUGACAUUUUACAGGAUCUUAAGAAAAUUUUUGAAGAUGUGCAGGAUGAUUUUUGUAAAAUCCAGAAUAUUUUGUUGAAAUUUCAACAGUGGCGAGAAAAGUUUCCUGAUUCUUAUUAUGAAGCUUUUAUUAGUUUAUGCAUACCGAAGCUUCUAAAUCCCCUAAUAAGAGUUCAGCUGAUUGAUUGGAAUCCUCUUAAGUUUGACUCUAUAGGUUUAAAACAGAUGCCAUGGUUCAUAUCUGUAGAAGAAUUUAUGGACAGCAGUAUGGAAGACUCAAACAGACAUAGUUCUGAUAAGAAAAUCUUGUCUGCUAUCAUCAACAAAACAAUUAUUCCUCGACUUACAGACUUUGUAGAGUUCAUUUGGGAUCCCUUGUCAACCUCACAGACAAGAAGUUUAAUAACACACUGCAGAAUGAUUCUUGAACAUUCCACUUGUGAAAAUGAAGUUAGUAAAGGCAAACAGGAUUUACUUUCAUCCAUUGUUUUAAGAAUGAAGAAGGCAAUAGAAGAUGAUAUUUUUAUUCCUCUAUAUCCAAAGAGUGCUGUGGAAAACAAAACAUCACCACAUUCAAAAUUCCAAGAAAGACAGUUCUGGUCAGGUCUAAAGCUCUUUGGCAACAUUCUUCUUUGGAAUGAACUCCUCCCAGAUGACACCUUGCAAGAGCUAGGACUAGUGAAGCUGCUAAAUCGUUACCUUAUUAUAGUUCUUCUUAAUGCCACACCUGGGCCAGAUGUUGUCAAAAAGUGCAGCCAGAUAACAGCCUAUUUACCAGAAAAAUGGUUCAAAAAUUCUGCCAUAAGAACACCUAUUCCCCAGCUAGAAAACUUCAUCCAGUUUUUAUUGCAAUCUGCACACAAGUUAUCUAGAAGUGAAUUCAGGGAUGAAGUCAAAGAAAUUAUUAUUAUUAUGGUGAAAAUAAAAGCUUUGAAACAAGCAGAAUCCUUCAUUGAAGAACACCACCUAGACCAUCUUAAAUCAGUAAUUAAAGAAGUUUGAAUAAACUUUAUAGGAAAAUACUAAAAUGAGACUUUAAUACAGUCACACUCAGCUCCUUCACUUGGGGGUGGGGAGGAGAAGUGGGUACCUCUCCUUUAUUCCCAGUAAUGGAGAGGAGGAUUUGCAGAAAAAUAAACUGUGUCCUUCCAUUCCCUCUGUGAGCUUUUACCAUCUCAUAUCAUGAGAGGGCUGCCCCUCCUGAUUCUGUCAUGGUUAUAGGAAUUAAGCACAUGGGCAGUAAGAGUUUAACAUAUUUCCCUUUGAUUCUUUUGACCUUUUCCAUUUCUGUGAACUUGAAGAAACUGUGCUUAUAGCCAUUUUGACUUUGGUGAGUCUUCUCUCCGGAACCAUAAAGACAUCUUUUAGUUCUCGUCAUUGUAACUGUCUUGUCAUUGUAACUGUCUCUGUUUACAAAGAAGUUAAAAUGGAAAUCGUAAUUGAAAUGAAUUAUUUGUUAAGUAUUAACUGAGUAGUUACCAAAACCUUAAAAUGUCCUAAUGUCAAAUUGUCCUCCAGAAACCUGUACUCAAUGCACCUAACCUUGUACCAUCACUAGUGUAAGAUGCCAACAUAUCCCCACCAGCAAUAAAUAUUUUUUUGUUCUCAUUAUAAAUUUAAAAAUGGAAAGAAUCUUAUUUUAAUUGUUUUAGCUAUUAGAGAAUGAAUACUUGCUUUUUUUGGCCAUUUAUAAUUAUUUUUUAAAUAUCCAUUCCUCUAUUAUGGAUUUUUAAGAGCUUUAUAAAGAUAUUGAUGUUUCUCCUGUCCUGUGUUAGUUUCCCUCAUUGCCAUUUCUCUUAAUUCUGUGUAUGACAUUUUUGGUGUACUAAGUCAGUACUUGCAGGUACUUACUAUUUUAUUAGGGUUUUUGUUGUCAGUAGUAGGCUUAGACAGGAAACAGAUUUUUUAAAUAUUCAGAACAUGUGAUUCACCUUCUGAUAAGAUAUUUGGGUAAUUAAGAAAGCCUGAGACAAGGUAACUGAAUCAAAAAGAAAUUGGGAACAUUUUUCAGAGGGAGAGUUUAGUAAUAAUUUUUCUUAAAUCUGUAUGUUAAAUAACUCAAGGGCAGCCCUAAUUAUGUACUCUGCAAAUUGCUGCCCACAAGAUAAACAGGAAAAAAUAUUGUAGGAUAUGAACAGUGGCUGGCCUCUGACAUUAUCCCUCCUAGUUUUGAAGGGAUGUAUGUUUUAACACAUUGGUGUGUGAUUUCCACUGCAGUGAAGACCUAUGAUUCACUAAAUAGUUUUUAAAAGUUUAUGUAGGAAUAGAAUCUCAUCUAGAAGUCAAGCCAUUGCUGAAAAGUAUUUAGCAUUCUUAAAAUUGUUCUCAGAGGUAAUUGCUGUUUUGUUUUAAUGUUAUUUUUGUAAAUAAAAGAUCUGAAAGGAUAGGUGUGUGUACAUACACACACAUCUGUUUUUACAUAAAUGGCUGAUACUUUAUUAUAUAUGAAGCUUGUAAAUUUUUUUACUAUUAAAGUAUGCAUUUGGAAAUUU
Manis pentadactyla (Chinese pangolin) is the source of this 4344-nucleotide messenger RNA. It is a transcript of the gene GCFC2, whose product is annotated as GC-rich sequence DNA-binding factor 2. The transcript is spliced from 17 exons. The coding region runs from base 515 to 2854 and encodes 779 amino acids. The record is from RefSeq and is a predicted model, not a curated record. Gene Ontology annotation, cellular component: nucleus. NCBI's taxonomy places the organism in Eukaryota, Metazoa, Chordata, Mammalia, Pholidota, Manidae. Gene Ontology annotation, biological process: mRNA splicing, via spliceosome. Gene Ontology annotation, molecular function: DNA binding.